Moneuplotes crassus is the source of this 1364-nucleotide messenger RNA. The record is from the annotation of a GenBank genome assembly. Lineage: Eukaryota; Ciliophora; Spirotrichea; Euplotida; Euplotidae.
UUAGAUUGGCAAUAAUACUUAAUAUUUUUGCACAAUUUUUAAAGAUGUCUGGUAGAAGAGGGAGAGGAAGAACCCCAAGAAAAUAUGGUAAGGCCAUGGAACAAAGAAUACGGGAAGAAGAAGAAAGAACUCAGAGAGUAAUUGAACAAUGGAAGCGAUGACUGGUUGUUGCUGACGAAGAUCUAGGUGUAACUUGCCCGAUUUGCACAGAGGUGUCUCUUUACCCAAUGAAAUCAACGACUUGUGGGCAUUCUUGUUGCCUAAUUUGAUGGCGGUCGAUAUUAAAGGAUAAAUAAAUGCCCAAUGUGUAGAGGAAAAGUUACUACUAAUAAUCUCAGGCUUGACAGUGAUGCUGAAGAUAUUAUCUGACAGCUUCCUUGAAGCUGCCGCAAUCAGGGGUGCACUUGGAAAGGAAAUGUCUCUGAAUUUAGAAAUCUCCAUAUUGAAAACUGCCUUCAGAAUUUCGAGAAGUUGCCCAAGUGGGUAAAAGAGCUUAAUGAUAAAUAAAAGUGAAGUUAUUACAGUAGAAGAUGAAUACCAGCGAACAUCUGAUACUCUUAAUCUUCUCAGAGCUCUGCCUACAGGCUCAAUAAUUACAAGAGCUUAUCUUAGGAACCAAGAUGGGCGUGAAGGCGAAGUCUUUGAAGAUUUUGAGCAGGAGAUUACAGAGUCUCAAAGAAAAGUAGACCAAGGAAUUACCUCUUUCACUGAAGAUUUACUGAAAAUACGUCAAAAUAUUGACGGAUUGGCAGUCGGGUUUGAACGAAUUACUAAGCAACAUACUCCUACAAAAACUCUAAUUGAUGGUAAACUCUCUCAAGAAGAGGAAAAGGAAGGCAUCAAAAAGAACGAUGACGACCUGGCUAUUGAUUUUGAUGAGUCUGAGGAUAGCAAAUCUUCUGAUGAUUCUCCAGACUCAAAGAAUUCAAUAACUCUUCAAAAUUUAACAAAGUCUUCUGGAAAAUAAGCCUUCUCCAUUUAUGAAGCACCAAGCUGUAGUCAAGAGGAAAGAGAAAAUGGUCAACAUGUUUGAAAAAGAGACUAUCACUCAUCAAGAAUCUAAAAAGGUGUACAAAAGGUCAAUUUCUCAGAUCCCCCGUCAGGAGACUAAACUCUUAAACAAAGUUGACAAAAAUUUCAAAAUGCCCAAGAUAGACUUCAAGGAACAAAUGAACGAGUUUGCCGAUCAGUUUGAAUGUGAACACAAGAACGAGUACUCCUUCAAGAGAAAAAGGAGGUUCAACGAGAUCAAUAAUGACAAGGAAGAAGUCAUCGAGGAGACAUACGAAGUUGAGCAGAAGGAGCGGUACACUAGAAGACGCAAGCUUAAAUAUUAAUGAGCCCAAUUUAAUAAUAGAAAUAAG